AUGACCAUAACGCGGAAUCUAGAGCCGACAUCUCUGCUAGGUCGUCAUCAAGGCGAUAUAAGUAUGUGGACGACGCCUCACAGUCCUGCCCUGGAGGACGACCUUCUCGCUCGUCGUCAUAGGCCGUUCACCCCUGUCGCCACUAGCCCAUUCGGUCAUUCACCCGUCGAAACCCGUGAAAGCUCAUCUGUCGGCUCACCGCGAACCGCAUCCUUUUUUGAUACCUCUUCGUCCGAUCUCAGUCCUCCUGCGCCAGCUCCAAAGCUAGACGCGGUACCCCGAGCCGUUCCAUCCUUCUCGCCAUCACCCCUGAACUUAUCGCGAGAACCGAGUCUCCAGCCGCUACGUCUGUCCCUGCAGGUGGAGACUGCCAAAGACAGGAUCGGCGGAGAACAACCUGACGAUCAACUUUCCCCUCUUCACCAAUCACCGUCUCUCCCCUCUUCCCCCGGACCUUCAUGGCGUCCUCCCGUGCCACCAUCGUCACAAGACCUCAAGCUUCGACUAUUCGCCCAAAGUCCAUAUCUUCUAGGCGAGGGACGUUACGCCAAAGUCUACCUCGCAUCAUACAAGCACGAUGUCGGACCGAAACGAACACAAAAUAGCGAGGCGCCGUGGAAGCUCUGUGCUGCCAAACUCAUGGCGUCUGAUCGAGAUUCUCAGACGAUGGGUCUACGAGAAGCCUUUUUCCUCAGUCGACUCACCGGGACCGCAGCGGCCAGCGUCAACCGUACCCGAGCUCUAUCCCCGCUUGGCAGGAAACUGGAUCUGGACCCAAGAUCAGGCAGAGUGUACAUCGUCAAACUGAUCGCGGUCAAAGAGGAGGACAGUGAGCGGCGAACGACAGGUCCGAUGGUCCACGGGCGAUCCUCCAGUCUCGCUACGGACGCAAGACCACUGCAGAGGAAGAGAAGCUCUACUUUCGGUGUGAGCGCCAUGACAGUGGAUGAAGCGUCGUCGACGAAUGGCAAUUCCCUCUCCUCGUAUCCAUCUCUGCCUGAACUCGCUCAAGUGCAAAGAAACGGGCCUCAGCCUUCGCUCUCCCGACUCGUCCUGCUCCUGGAACACGCAGAACUCGGUACUCUCGACCGAUUCCUUCGAACGAGUCCAUCCCUUGUGGGGAAAGAACUGUGGGGCAGAUGGGCCAGGGAAGGUACAGAGGCUCUAAAUUGGAUACAUCGACAAGGCGUCGUUCACGCCGAUGUGAAACCAGGCAACCUUUUGCUCACAAAAGACUUUCACUUGCGGCUAUCAGACUUUGGGUCGUCACUGCUGAUUCAUCCGACGCAGCCUCCCACGGAUGGGCUAGGGCUGGGAACAUUGCCGUUCUCUCCGCCCGAGCUGGUCGACCCUUUGCGAUCAUUCUCCUUCCCAGUCGACAUCUUCGCCUUUGGAGCGACAUUGUACCAGUGCUUGACCGGUCGCGAACCAUACCGCGGAGUCAGAGCCAUGGAGAUGAUGCACCAUGUCCGGAGAGGUGAUCUUUGGGAAUGGGAAGAACGAGCACGCAUCAGCAGGAUUGGAGAGGAAGAAGUCUCGAUUUCGUCGAGUCCAUAUCCUUCGGCUUGGCGAGGAGUCGUACCGGGUGAAAUGGUUCGUCGAGGUGGAUCAUUACGUAUUCAGCGGGAUGCCAGUCCAACGACUUUCAGGUCGAGUAGUGGGCCCAAGAGACGACCACGACUAGGUCGAAUGUCCUCCACGGAAUCACUUCAGGCUAGUGAAGAGUUGUUGGAAAGUACGAGCGAGUCACCGGCGGGGGUCAAGUUGUGGGCCAGGUGGAUCACACGUCCUUCGACACCGAGUACCGAUGCCAUUUCAGCUCUAUUGAAUGGCUCAGGAGAGCCAACAGCAGAGACUUCACCCAUGCGUCAAUCUGCACAUCGACAGGCUACUCUGUCCGUCGCCUCCCCUCAGUCUGAGUCGACUCCAUCGAGCCCUCCACCGACCGUACUGCCCUCCUUGUCGAGCUCCUAUGGUGACGGCUCGCCAUCGAUGACGUUCCUGGAGGGGGCGGAUCUGGUCAGCGAUGAGAUUCGAACAACGAUCCGCCGCAUGGUUCAGCCGGAUCCAGCAGAAAGACCCACUGCUGCCCAGCUUAGGCGACUCUGGAGAGAUCUUGAGAUUGGCAUAGAGAUCGAAUAA
Messenger RNA from Kockovaella imperatae, 2142 nucleotides. RefSeq names its product kinase-like domain-containing protein. NCBI's taxonomy places the organism in Eukaryota, Fungi, Basidiomycota, Tremellomycetes, Tremellales, Cuniculitremaceae. Gene Ontology annotation, molecular function: ATP binding; protein serine/threonine kinase activity. The transcript has 2 exons. Gene Ontology annotation, cellular component: cytoplasm. The record is from RefSeq and is a predicted model, not a curated record. Gene Ontology annotation, biological process: protein phosphorylation. Bases 1 to 2142 code for a protein of 713 amino acids.